This is a messenger RNA of Fomitopsis serialis, 1417 nucleotides long. RefSeq names its product Alpha/Beta hydrolase protein. Bases 250 to 1329 code for a protein of 359 amino acids. The transcript is spliced from 4 exons. The record is from RefSeq and is a predicted model, not a curated record. NCBI's taxonomy places the organism in Eukaryota, Fungi, Basidiomycota, Agaricomycetes, Polyporales, Fomitopsidaceae.
CGUUUCCUAGUACAUCAAAUCAUCUGCAAUGCCGGGAGAUCGAAGCAGAACGCAAGCAAUUGCACCAGAUGACCUGGACAGACUCUAUACACCCAACUUCUCUGUCACGUCGUCGGCUCUUGUGGUAAGCGACAAAUUGGAGCUUACCUCGUUCUCCAGCGCUGAACCUGACCCAUACAUAUUGCGCAAUGACUUUGACCCCUCAUCACCCUCUUCUCCCCUCUUCUAGACUACACGUUCCUGUGCGCGAUGCCUCACGCACCUGUAGGUGAUGGUGGCAUUCAGCUUUACUACGAGGACACAGGGGCUCCUCCGAAUUCAUCAGACUACACAACGCUGGUGCUCGUGCAUGGCGGAGUCUUCAACGGAUCGACCUUCAAACCGAUGUUCGUACAUGCGGCGGACUGCAACAUGCGCCUCGUUGCCUUGAACACUCGUGAUUACCGCGGGUCAACUCCAUACUCAUCCAGCGACCUCGAAGCUCUUCGCAGCACGAACCUGGACGAACAGCGAGCAAUGAUUGAUGCACGGGGCCAGGAGGUUGCCGCGUUUCUUGUCUGGUUCAUCCGGCAGGCAAACAUACCUCUUCGUUCCAAGAACCAAGAGAUCACGUCUAGUGGCGGUCUCGCGUUGCUUGGUUGGUCUUGGGGGAACACUAUGACGGUCUCAUUCCUGGCACAGGCUUCGCGCCUGCCCCAAGAGGAUCGUCGUUUUAUAGACGAUUACUUGUCGGCAUUCAUUAUGUAUGACAGUGCUCGUCAUGGUUUGGGCGUUCCACCCGAGAUCACGGAAGGACUCAGACGACCAGCGCGUGGCCGAGACGAGACAGUGGACCAGAAUAACGUGUUUCAGCAUUGGUUGUCCGGGUACUACGUCCAUUCGCCUCCGAUACUCGAUUCUUUCCCCUCUGUCACGCUGGAUGAUCUUCAAGGAGGUCUUGUCCACCUCCCUAUCACCUCCCCGUCCUCCGACUACGAGCCAUCCACCACGCGCAUGACUCAUCAAGAAUUCGCCGAUGUUACCGAUCCUGACGUGGUUAAGCGUGCCCAUCCGCUCUAUCAUGCCGUGAACCCAGUCCUAUACAAGGAGAACAUUCAGGGCGCUUUGUGGAACGCAACAACAUGGCCCCACCUGAAGGUGACACUCGUAUGGUGUGAUAUGUCUCCACCGGAGACAGUACUGUCUGCCUGGUACCUCGCAAACCAAGUCGGCACGAAUUGGCCUCGUGGUGCUAGGAAGGUUGAUGUGCUGCGCUUUCAGGGUGCUAAUCACUUUCCUCAUUGGGAUCAGCCCAAGCGCACUAUCAAGCUGUUGUCCAGUAUCAUUUAGGCACCCAUGCCUAGAUAUCAUGCAGCUGAGAAUCUCUCAACUUCUGCAUUCAUAAUACAGUGCGCGUUGGGCAACUGGUCACGAUUUA